AGCUGUACACCCUGACGAUGGCGCGCGCAAGCGCAACUCGCUUUUUGUCCGAGGUUGCUCUUCUCUAGCGUAAUUAAAACUCUAUGAAUGGAGGCAGGCGAAGUUGGAUCGUAGGGUGAAGGCGGUGAAACUGGUGAAACGUGCUUUAGUAAAUGCAUGCCUCAAGAGUUAGUGUUCGCUGGUUUUCAGCUCGACAGGCACUCAACUGCAAGACAGUGAUAUCUCGUAAGACGGAGAGAAUGUGCGGUCCUUUGCGGCAACGGUCCGUUUCGAAAUUUGUGACGGUGCCACCCGGUCAUCAGAUGAACGUUUUCGACAGAAAGGCCAAAACUCGUCACAAAAACUUGGCUGCUUCUGAUCCCAACGGUGAAGUUUACGACUAUUUAAAGAGUGAAGCUGGGUACCGACUGGCGGACAGGGUUUUUGACAUCAAAAGGAAAUUCAGUGUUGCCGUCGAGCUUGGUUGCGGACGGGGCUAUGUUGGCCAGCACUUGGACAAUGAAGCUGUCGAAUCGCUGAUUCAGUGUGACACGUCGGAAGGCUAUCUUGCUCACUGCAAACCACCUCAAGAUGUUCCCACAACAAGAAUGGUAGUAGACGAAGAAUUUCUCCCAUUUGCUGACAACUCUGUCGACAUUUUCCUGAGCAGCCUGAGCUUGCACUGGGUAAACAACCUACCGGGGACCUUCAAACAGGUCCAGACGGCCCUGAAGCCCGACGGGGUGUUCCUGGGUUGCGUCUUUGGAGGCGAGACACUGUACCAGCUGCGCGGGGCCCUGCAACUGGCCGAGACGGAACGCGAAGGGGGCUUCGGUGCACACGUCUCGCCCUUCGUGCAGCCACAGGACUUGGGUGGCCUCUUGCACCAGGCUGGAUUCACCAUGCUGACCCUUGAUUCUGACGAGCUUGUGGUGAACUACCCGACUGCAUUUCACCUCAUGGCGGACCUUAAAGGCAUGGCAGAGAACAAUGCAUCAUGGAAGCGCAAGUCCCACUUGCACAGAGACUCUAUGGUUGCGGCAGCUUCUGUUUAUCAGCAGUUGUACGGGAAGGAUGACGGGACCGUGCCAGCCACCUUUCACAUUCUUUCAUUUAUUGGCUGGAAACCACAUCCCUCUCAGGCGAAACCUGCCCCGAGGGGAUCUCAGGAUGUGUCCUUCAAAGACCUUGCGUCCUUAACAGAGCCUGCAAAGAAGACGUAGCAACUGACACUGAAAAGUAGCAUUAAAUUUUAGGUAUCUCAUUUGAAAAUGGAAUAAAGUGCCAUUUAAAAACCACA
Molecule: messenger RNA, 1279 nt
Organism: Ixodes scapularis (black-legged tick)
Lineage: Eukaryota; Metazoa; Arthropoda; Arachnida; Ixodida; Ixodidae
Product: arginine-hydroxylase NDUFAF5, mitochondrial
Exons: 13
Coding region: 153-1202 (349 amino acids)
Biological process (GO): mitochondrial respiratory chain complex I assembly
Cellular component (GO): mitochondrion
Molecular function (GO): S-adenosylmethionine-dependent methyltransferase activity
Source: RefSeq, a predicted model, not a curated record